This is a messenger RNA of Scheffersomyces coipomensis, 12621 nucleotides long. It is a transcript of the gene DYN1, whose product is annotated as dynein heavy chain. The coding region runs from base 1 to 12621 and encodes 4206 amino acids. NCBI's taxonomy places the organism in Eukaryota, Fungi, Ascomycota, Pichiomycetes, Serinales, Debaryomycetaceae. Gene Ontology annotation, biological process: cytoplasmic microtubule organization; mitotic spindle organization; microtubule-based movement. Gene Ontology annotation, cellular component: cell cortex; cytoplasmic dynein complex; cytoplasmic microtubule. The transcript has a single exon. Gene Ontology annotation, molecular function: ATP binding; minus-end-directed microtubule motor activity; dynein light intermediate chain binding. The record is from RefSeq and is a predicted model, not a curated record.
AUGAAUGUUUCUAAUCAUUCUAUUGACAGUGAAAUACCGCAACUGUCUCUGUUGCAAAUACAAUCUGAAGCUCUAUUAGAGCUGAAUCAUUUACAUCGUUUCAUCGAUAAUUACAUAUUAAGUUUACUAGAGUCAAGUGAAAUCAAACUCAGUAACGAGACCACGUCCGUAAAUACCAUAUUGGCUAGUUUUAUCAAUAGUCUUAAUGAAGAUACUUUAUUCAUUAUUAUAAAAUCUCAACUCAAUCAAUAUUAUAUCUUUAAUGAAUUGACUGAUUUCGAUUCUUUUUAUUCUGAUAAAACUCAGUGUUCAUUGCUUCUAUUUAUCAAAUCUCAAGGCAAAUUAAGCUCCAAUCAUCCCUUAUCUCAACAGUUAAACAUUUUAACCAUUUCAUCCACACAUAAUAAAUCUACCAACAAUGAUACACCAGAUGAAUCAGACAUACCUGAUACUGAAGACAAUCUGAAAAUGGAAAUGCUUAAUAAACUACGAUCUUUGAUUAACUUUGGUUUGAUUCCAUAUUUUGAUUUAUUAACAUAUAACAAUAAAACUUCACAACAAGAGAACAAUAACAAUGGUGAUCAUGAAUUAGAGAACAAAUUCUUGAAAACUAAAAACAAAUUUAAUGAGUUAUCAUUAUCAUUACAACACAUUCAUCAAAAGAUCCAAGUACCAAACUUAUUACAAACUAUUCAUCCAAAAAUAUAUGAAAUUUUACAACACCAAGAUGAAGAUCAAGAUGAAGUUGAUACAAAUUUCUUGAAUGAAUUGACUACCAUCGUUAAUAAUUGGACAAAACAGAUUCAAUCAAUUACUAAGUUAAGCCAUGACCCUUUUGAUGAUGAUUCUAUCGUCGAUGAAAAGGAAUUCUGGGAUUCAAUGGAAUUAACCUCAUUAUCCAUUAUUAAUCAAAUCACAAAUUCUCCUGAAAUAUCAAAGACUAUAGAGAUUUUAAACAAUAAUAAGAGAUUUCAAGUAACAAUCAGUUUCCAAAAUGAUUCAGGUUUGAAUGAUAAAGUAUCAGUUUCUAAAUUAUAUAAUUCGAUCCUUAAAGAAUUACCAAUUUAUGAAUUAAUAUCUUGCACCAAUGAUGAUUUAAAUAAAUUUGAAACAAUAAUUACUAAUCUUUUCAAUUAUCUUAAAUUGAAAGUUAAAAAUUUGAAUUCAUCGAUUAAAUUAAACAGAAUUAUAAAGUAUAUAGAGUUGGUAUUGAAUGAUAUCGUUAAAAAGUUGAAUUUAAUCGUUCUUGAAAUGAAUUUGACUUCAAUUGACUUCAAUCGAUUCAUCAACUUAUUCGAAACCAAGAUUCUAACUAUUUUUGAUGUCAUUGAUAAAAAUUUAAAGUUUUUGAUUAAUUUAAUAAGAGAAUUAUUAAGAAAGAGACAAGAGAAAUUCAUGAUUAUUCAGUUUGAUAAGACUUCCUUUAAUAAAUUAAUCCAAUCCAUUGAAUCAUUCAAAACUUUCAGAAUUAAUCAUCAGAAUCUUUUGAACUUAUUACUGAUAAUUCAACAGGAACAAGCAAUAGAUUCCAGCUUCCAUCUUCACUCCCAAUUAAUCGAGUCUUAUAAUACAUUCAUACUAUCAUCCAACCCAUUUGAUUUAUCUAAACAAGGAGAAAUAAUAUGGUCAAUGAACUCAAAGAACUAUCUUGAAGUCUAUAACAAUCUUUACUUAAACAUAUCCAACAUCUUGAAUAAUCUCUUUAGUCUGUGCCAUUCAUUUAAUCAGUUCUUAAUCAUUUUCGAAAAAUUCAAUAAUAUUGAAAUCAAUUAUUUGAUUAAUGAUGAAAUUAAAUUAAAGGUAUUAUCAAUAAUCAAUAAUGAGAUUGACAACUUAAUGGCGUUGAAUUUAAAUGCUAAUUAUACGAAAUCAUUCAACCAUUCCCAAUCUGACCUUAUACGUGGAAGUGAAGCUAAUACUUCAAUUGUGUCAGAAAUUAAUUGGAACUUUAGUUUGAUUAACAAAUUAAAUUUUUAUUUAAUAAAAUUGAAUGAUCUCUUAGGUUCUAACUGGAAUAACUAUUCAAUAGGGGUAAAGAUCAAUUCAAACAUCAAUAGUUUAUUACAAAAGUUAAACCCCCAAUUAUUAUUUGAUAAUUGGAUAAAUCAGGUUUCUAGAACCAUGGAAGACUUUGAAGAUAGUUGCUUGAAUAAUUCUACCAUAUUGAAAAUAACUCCUAAUGAUGAAAUUUUGGUCAAUUUCGAUUUUCAGUUACUUAAUUACAAUCAGCAAAUUAAUAAAUUAACAAAGUUGAAUCAUUUCAAAAUCCCCAUAGAGUUGGUAUUGAAAUUUAAAAAGAUCAAUAAGCUAUAUCCCAUUAUAAUUGAUCUUAUCGAGGCCAUCGAAUGUUUCAAACACAUCUUUACGGUCGAAUUAGUAUCAACUGAUUAUGGUAACAAGUUUGGAUUUUUGAUCGAGAAUGUCAAGGAAAAGAUAUUAGUCAACUUGAAAUCAAUCGUCAAAGUCAAUUGGAAAGAUAUUUUGAAUGGAUUGGAUUUAUUUUCCAUCAAAGAUUAUAAAUUUGAUUCUGUCGAUAACAAUAGUUUGAUUGAAGUUAAAUCCUUGCAUCAUUUGAAUCAAUUCCAAUUAGAAAUUAGUCAUUUAUAUCAAUCCUUGAAUGAUUUAAACAAAUUCAAUCAAUUCUUACAACAACAGUAUUAUGAAUUAAAAAUUUGCCAGUAUGAGUUUAAAUCGAUUCAAUCUAUUAUUGAAACCAUUCAAUUAAAAAUCAAUCAAAUGUCAAUUGAUUUGAAUAAAUCACAAUUGAACGAGUUAUGCCAGUCAGUCAAUUCAGAGCUUGAGUUGAUUCUUAUUAACAAAUGCUAUGAACGUUUGGAACCAAGUUUGCCAUUAUUAGAAGCUCCAGUCGAUCACAAUCUUGUUUUUGAGGAUCAAUCAUUUAUAAUCAAACCUGAUUUGAGCACAACUAAAUCGAACAUAUUUGAUUCUAUAAACUCAAUUAUGUCCGUUAUUGAGAACCAGUCUCAGAUUUUAACAAGUUUAGAAACUAAACAUAUGUUUAAAGAUAUUAUAACUAACAAACAUAAUGAGAAACUCGUCAAUCAGAUCCAUUCAGCCUAUUCGAGAGUCGAUACCAUUAUUAAUCAAUGUCAAGAUUACUUUCAAAAAUGGAGUCUAUUGCAGAAUCUUUGGGAAUUGAACCUUAAUUCUGAUGAUGAUUUACAAAAGAUCUUGCCAAGUAAUGUCAGUUUUGAAAGCUUAAUUGAAUCAAUUAAUUCAGUUGUUAAGUUAAGAGAAUUAUUUGAUAAUUCAGAAUCAAUAAUCGUAUUCUCCAAUUUAAUUUCGAUUAAUUUUCAUAACGUUCAAUCGAGAGUUAUUUUAAAAUUUGACACAUUUCAAGUUGAAUUGAUCAAGAAGUUUAGUUCAAGAUAUCAACAAGAGAUUAUCAAGGUGCAUAAUAGUUUGAUUAACUGCAAAUCACUGCUUGAAAUUAAAUUAAACUUCUUUACCACUAAAAUAUCUCAAUUGAUCUUAGAUAUCAAUAACUACUUGAAUUUUAAGAUCAAUAAUUAUAAAAAAUGGCAAUUGAAUUUAUCAACUUUCAAGCUUGGUCAGACGUUUCUUUUCAAGCAUAGAUUUAAAUUUUCUUCGAGUUGGUUAUAUGUUGAACAAUUGGACAACGAUCUUUCCAUUAUAAAUUCUUUACUUUUGAAGAAGGAAAAGCUAUUAGAAGAUAACUUUGAAUUAUUAGUACCUAAGAUCAAAUCAGAAGCGAUUAGAAUUAAUGAAUCUAUAAAGAGUCUCACCAAUGACUGGAAUCUGAAACGUCCAAUAGCAGCUAACUUGUUGCCCUCUUUGGCAUUAGUUGAUUUGAAUAAUUUUCAGACUUCUUGUAAUAUCUUAUCUAAUAAUGCAGAAGCUUUAUCGUUUGUGGCUGAUCAAUUAAAUGUGGCUACAGUUAAGGUUGAAUCUUUGUUUGAGAUUUCUCAUGAUAUUAAACAAUUGAAGUCAGUUUGGUUAUCGAUUAACACAUUAUGGGAAGAACUUGAAUCAAUAAAGGCAACAACUUGGAAGAAUGUAGAACCUCCCACGGUACGUCACAAAUUGGCUGAUCUUUUGAAUAAUUCACGAUUGUUGCCAUCAGACGUUAGACAAUAUUCUGCAUUCGAAGAAAUUCAGAAUCAAAUCACUCUUCAUUUACAGACAUUUUCAUUAAUUACAGAUUUAAGUGGUGAGUCAAUGAAACAAAGACAUUGGUUGUCUUUGAUCAAUCAAUUGGGCUUAUCAGCCGCUAACAUUAAUGUUGAAAGCUUUACUAUUGGUGACGUUUGGAAUUUUAAUUUUUCAUUAAAUUUCAAUGUGAUUACCGCUAUAGUAACACAAGCUAAUAAUGAACAAAUUAUUGAAAGCAAAUUAUCCAGCAUUCAGAGUGAGUGGAUAAAUAUUCGAUAUGAAUUAUUUAAUUAUGGUGACAAAAUAAAGUUGUUAAAGAAUUGGGACAAACUCUUUGAUCAAUGCAAUAAUGAUAUUAAUUCGUUAUCCAGUAUGAAGAAUUCUCCUUAUUAUACUAAUUUUGAGCUGGAAAUUACCGCUUUAGAAGAUAAAUUGAUCAGUUUAUUUUCUUUAUUGGAUGUCUGGAUCGAAGUUCAACGUCAAUGGGUUUACCUCGAUGGUGUCUUUGGUAAUGGAAAUAGUGAUAUCAAUACACUUUUACCCAUUGAAUCAAAUCGAUUCACUAACAUUACUUAUGAGUAUUUCACUUUAUUAAAGAGAAUUUAUAAGAAUUCGUUGAUUAUUGAAGUUUUAUCCAUUACUGAUAUUAGCAAAAUCUUCAUUAACUUUUCUGUGAAUUUGAAUAAAUUACGAAAAUCAUUAUCUGAUUACCUUGAAAAGCAAAGAGAAUUAUUUCCACGAUUUUACUUUGUGGGGAAUGAAGAUUUACUAGAUAUAAUUGGAGGCUCCAAUGAAAUAUCUCGAGUAAACAGGCAUCUAUCGAAAAUGUUUUCUGGUGUUUCAUCAGUGGAGUAUGAUGCAGUAAGUUCUUCAAUAACAGCAAUCUGGAGUGAGCAAAAUGAAUGUGUUCAAUUAUUUAAUAGUGUAUCUAUCAAGCUUAAAAAGCUUCACGAAUGGCUUCACGACUUAGACCAGGAGAUAAAAUUAACUUUGUCCUUAUUGGUUAAGCAGGCAAUCGGUGAAUCCAAAGUCAUCAUUGACAAUGCAACCGAUGGAGCAGCUUUGAAUUCAUUCAUUGACAAAUUCCCGGCUCAAGUUUUAACAGUUGCAUCCCAAAUUAAUUUUACUACUAUGUUGGAUGAGAAUUUAUCAAGCAAGCAGUUCCAAAAGCUCUCAGCAUCGUACGAUUUGUUCAUUAAGCAAUUAAUCAAAAUGAUAUGUUCCAACAUUGUGCCGCUCCAACGAAAGAAAAUUGAAUACUUGGUAAUCGAAAUCAUCCACCACAGAGAUAUUUGUGUUGAUUUGUCGAAUUCAAGGACCAAUUCAGAAAUUGAGUUUACCAAAAGUAUUCAACAAUGCUUUUACUACGAUGAGAAUCACAGAGAUGCAAGAAAAGCGCUUGUGGUCAAACAAGCUGAUGGCGAGUUCACUUAUGGUUUUGAAUACUUAGGAAUUCCAGAAAAGCUUGCUUAUACUCCCUUAAUAGAAAAAUGCUUCUUAACUAUGAGUUUGGCUUUAAAACAAAAACUUGGAGGUUCACCAUUUGGUCCUGCUGGUACUGGUAAAACUGAAUCCAUCAAGGCUUUAGGAUGCAAUCUCGGUAAAAUGGUCAUUGUAUUUUGUUGUGACGAAACUUUUGAUUUCCAAUCAAUUGGUAGAAUUUUUCUAGGGCUCUCAAAAAUUGGAUGUUGGGGUUGUUUCGAUGAAUUCAAUAGAUUGGACGAAAGAGUUCUUUCUUCAAUUUCGUCUCAAAUCGAAGCAAUCGAGAGAGGAUUAAAAGACAACAAAGCUAAGGUUGAUAUAGCAGGCCAUCUCACUAAUGUGCAUAGUGAAGUUGGUAUAUUUGUCACCAUGAACCCUGGUUACGCUGGUAGAUCCGAAUUGCCGGAGAAUUUGAAGAAGCAAUUUAGAAGUAUUUCAAUGGUAGAACCCGAUAGAGAAAAUAUUGUGGAAGUUUUGUUAACCGCCCAAGCAUUUUUACAUGCUGGAGAUAUUUCAAAAAUCAUCGUUCCAUUCUUUUUGGAAUUAAGUAAUGCUACUUCGUCACAGCAACAUUAUGAUUUUGGAUUAAGGGCCUUAAAAGCAACUCUUGUUAGAUGUGGAGCAAAGAGGCGAGUUUUUAAUAAUGUAAGCUUAGACUCAAAAGAUUUAGAGUUAUCUUUACUAUUUCAAAGUGUCAAAGAGACAAUAGCUCCCAAGUUGAUAAAGGAAGAUUUGAACAUAUUAGAUACUCUUGAAAAGAAAUUUUUCCCUGAUGUUGUCUACAAUAAUUUAGAUCUGAAAAGCCUUACAAGCAAAAUAAGAGAGUAUUACACAUAUAGAGGUUUAUCCUUCGAUGACAAUUGGAUAACAAAAACUUUACAGGUAUUCCAAAUACAGAGCUCUCAUCAUGGUAUCAUGUUAGUUGGUGACUCUGGAACUGGUAAAUCAACAGUUUGGAGACUGGUUUUACUGGCUAUAGCAAUGAAAGAAAACACAGAAUCGUUAAGCUACAUUAUAGAUAGUAAAGUCUUAUCAAAGGACCAGUUAUACGGGUUUUUAGAUCCAGUGACUAGAGAAUGGACGGAUGGAUUGUUUACUGAGAUACUCCGUAAAAUCCGAGACAACUUAAAGGGAGAGUUAUCCAAAAAGGUAUGGAUCGUAUUCGAUGGUGAUAUUGAUCCGGAAUGGGCUGAAAAUUUAAAUAGUGUUCUUGAUGAUAACAAGAUUCUCACAUUAUCUAACGGUGAAAGAUUAGCUAUCCCUCCAAAUGUGAGAUUGCUAUUUGAGGUUGAUAACAUCAAACACGCUACUCCAGCAACCAUCUCUAGAUGUGGUAUUGUUUGGUUUGAUAAGUCAUUAGUCUCGCUUGACAGUUUGUUCCAAAAACUAGUAUUUAGUUUAUCCCACCAGCCAUUAGAUUUUGAAGAGGAAGUAACCGACCGAGUCGAGGUCCUUCAGAUGCAAAAGGAGUUUGUGGAUGGCUGUGCGAGUAUUCUCAAUUCACAACAGCUUAAUUUAUUGAUUAAAGAGGCAGAGAAACUCGAACAUAUUAUGGAUUUUACAAUAUUCCGAGCUUUUGAAUCUUUUACUACCUUGCUAAAGUCAUACUGUCGCAAAUAUGUACUAUUCCUAAUUAAACGUACACAAAAUAGCACGGAUGCAGUAAAUAUUCAGAGAUAUAUUGGAAAAUGCUUACUACUUUCCGUAGUGUGGGCAUUUGCAGGUGACUGUAAUCCUCUGGACAGGGAAAAAUUCUCCAUAUUUGCUGCAAACAUUGAAGGAGUUUCUUUCCUCGAUUCAGUUAAGGGAACUAUUUUUGAAUUGGAUGUAACUUUACCAGAUGGGGAUUGGAGAAAUUGGAAUACCCAAGUUCAAGCAAUUGAACUAGAACCUCAACAUGUCAUGAGUCCUUCAACUAUUAUACCAACCCAAGAUACUGUGAUACAUGAAAAUCUAAUAUACUCAGUCAUCAAUGAACAUGGUCCUUUGUUGCUUUGUGGUCCUCCCGGAUCAGGAAAGACUAUGUCGCUUUUAGAAGCUUUGAGAAAGUCGCCUAAACUUGAAUUGCUUUCUUUAAACUUUUCAAAGGAGAUGAGUCCACAAUCUUUACUACAAUCCAUGGAACAAAUAUGUACAUAUAAACAGACUGCCAAUGGUAUCCAGAUUUCUCCAGAGAAUAAGGGUAAAUGGUUAGUAGUAUUCUGUGAUGAGAUUAAUCUACCAGCUAAUGACCAUUAUGGUACUCAAAAGGUGAUUUCUUUUAUGAGACAGAUGAUAGAACAUGGUGGUUUUUGGAGGCCAAAAGAUCGACAAUGGGUUAGUAUAUUGAAUAUUCAAUUUGUGGGAGCUUGUAACUCUCCAAAAGAUCCAGGACGUAACCCACUCUCAAACAGGUUCAUUAGACAUUCAACCCUAAUUAUGGUUGAUUAUCCUGGAAAAACAUCAUUGCAACAAAUUUAUUCUACAUUCAAUCUUGCGAUUUUGAAGUUUGCUCCUGAUUUGAGGGGAUUUGCUAAAUCAUUAACUGAAGCCAUGAUCGAAGUCUAUCUUCAAACAAAAGUAAAAUUAGGCUUUGCUUUACAUAGUCAUUAUAUUUAUUCCCCUCGUGAGUUGACUAGAUGGACAAGAGGUAUGUUAGAGGCUCUAAAAUCUCACAAUUAUACAACAUUAUCUGCUUUAACUAGGCUCUGGUACCACGAAGGAUUAAGGUUAUUUUAUGAUAGAUUGGUAGGCGAAGAGGAGAAGCAAUGGACAAAAGAAUUGUUUGAGCAAGUUAUAGAUAGUUAUUUCCCAAACUUGGACAAACAAAUAACAUUAAAAUCGCCAAUAUUAUAUUCCAAUUGGCUAACUCUGGAGUACGAACCAGUUAUAGAAAGUGAUCUAAGAGUGUUUAUUAUCGAGAAGCUAAGAAUUUUCAAAGAGGAGAUAUGUGAAGUAGAUUUGGUAUUACAUGAAGACCUCCUUGAUCAUUGUUUAAGAAUUGAUCGUGUUUUGAGACAACCGCAAGGACAUAUGAUAUUAGUUGGUCCAAGUGCUAGUGGGAAGUCAACCUUGACGAAAUUUGUUGCUUGGAUGAAUGGUUUAAAGUUAAUCACCUUAAAUGUUAACCGAAACUAUCAGUUGGCAGACUUUGAUUUCACUUUGAGAAAUGUUUUGACUAAAUGUGCCCGUGGUGAAAAGAUAUGCUUUAUAAUAGACGAGUCUAACAUUUUAGAGACAUCUUUUGUCGAAAGAAUGAAUACUUUGUUGGCCAAUGCCGAAAUUCCUGGUUUGUUUGAGGGAGAAGAUUAUACAGCAUUGAUGAAUUUAUGUUUAGAGCAAUCACACUCUCAAGGGUUAUUGUUGGACUCUAAGGAUGAGUUGUAUCGUUGGUUUACAGAACAGAUUUCUGAAAAUUUACAUGUCGUAUUCAAUAUAAGUGACACAACAGAUGGUUUAUCUCCAGCAAUUAUAUCUUCACCAGCACUUUUCAAUAGAUGUGUACUCAGUUGGAUGGGUGACUGGCUGGAUAUGACAUUGAUGACAUUAGGAACGAAAAUGAUAGAGCAAGUGCCACUCGAUGUUUCUAACUACGCUGUUCCUCAAGGAUAUAAUCCAUAUCUAACUGUUGAAAUCUCUGGGUUCAGAGAAGUAAUAAUUGAUGUUUUGGUUUUCAUUCAUCGUGUCAGCAUAGAACAUUCAGUUACUUUAGUUUACAAGAAAACGCCUAGUGAUUUCAUGAGUUUAGUAAAACAGUUCAUAAGCUUGUUCGAAGAAAAACAGUCAAGUUUAGAGGAUAUACAGCGCCAUACUACCACAGGUUUAGAUAAAUUAAAAGAGGCAGUACUUGUUGUUAAUACCUUGAAAGCAGAACUUUCUGAGAAGCAAACGUAUUUGGCAGCUAAAGAUAAACAGGCAAAGGUAGUUUUAAACAAGAUGUUAACUGAGCAAAAUGAAGCUGAAAGAAAACAUGAAUUUUCAGUUGUCACACAGGAAGAAUUGUCUAAACAGGAGGUUGAAAUAAGAAACAGAAAAGAGGUUGUGUUGCGAGAUUUAGAAUUAGCAGAGCCUGCAGUUUUAGAAGCGCAAAGAGGAGUUCAAAAUAUCAAAAAGCAACAUUUGACGGAAAUUAGAAGUAUGUCUAGUCCACCAGAUGGUGUUAAGUUGACCAUGGAAUCUGUCUGCAUAUUGUUAGGUUACGAAGUGUCAACUUGGAGGGAUGUUCAAUUAGUGAUUAGAAGAGAUGAUUUUAUUCCUAAUAUCGUGAAUUUUGAUAACGAACAACAUUUGACCUCCGACUUAAGAGCACAUAUGCAAAAAGCUUAUUUAUCAAGAAAAGACUUCAACUAUGAGGCAGUUCAUAGAGCAAGUAAAGCAUGUGGUCCGUUACUUCAAUGGGUUAUUGCUCAGUUAGUAUAUUCAGAAAUUUUGGAAAAAGUAGGUCCUUUAAGAAACGAAGUUAGAGAAUUAGAAUCUAGAACCAAGCAAACCAGAAUUCAGUUAAUAGCAAUUGAUCAAAUGAUUCAAGAAUUGGAAGACGGUAUUGAAAAAUACAAAGAGGAUUAUAGUUCUUUAAUUAGAGAAUCGGAAAAUAUCAAACUUGAAAUGAAAACAGUUGAAAAGAAAAUCGAAAGGAGUCUUAAGCUUAUCAAAAAUUUAACAGGAGAAAGAGAAAGAUGGAAAUCAAGCAUUCUAAGAUUCAGCGAAUCUAGAGAAAAACUUGUAGGUGAUUCUGUUUUAGCGGCUGCUUUUGUAGUAUAUGCUGGUCUUUAUGAUGAAAAGGGAAGGGAAAAAUUAAUGCAUUUGUGGCAAACCAAGCUUGAUAGUUGUGGUGUUAUAUAUGAUCAGGUAUUCUCCGUAUUUUCUUAUUUUUGGAAUUCUCGUGAUAAGUCGAAGUUGAUCCAAUUAAACAAAGAUGAUUUACAUAAUGAGAAUUUUACAAUAUUGAAAGUAGCGGAUAUCCCAUUACUUAUAGAUCCAACCUCGAGUAUUCUUGAUUCAAUUAAGUCAGUUUAUUCCCCUAAGACAGUGAUAAUUACAAGUUUCUUAAAUGAAGGCUACCUCAAACAACUUGAAAAUGCUUUAAGAUUCGGCGGAGUUAUUAUUUUACAAGAUGCUGAAUACUAUGAUCCUGCUAUUGAUUCUAUUCUCAGAAAAGAUAUUGAGAGAAAUGGUAGUCGUCUGGUUGUGAAGUUGGGUAAGAAUGUGAUUGAUUACUCGCCAGAAUUCAAAUUACUCCUACAUACUAAAGAUGCUGGUGUUAAAAUGUUACCUUUUGUUUCUGCAAGGACGACUGUGGUUAACUUUACAGUAACUAGUGGAAGUCUUGAAAAUAGAUUGUUGAAUUUGACAUUACAACAAAUUAAACCAGAAGUUGAAAAGAAGAGAGUUGAAAUUGUUAGAUUACAAGGUGAAUAUCAUACCAGGUUACAUAAUUUGGAGGAAGAUUUAUUGCUGUCGUUGAAUAGUGCUAGCGGAAAUUUACUUGACAAUGAUGAUGUUGUCGAUAAAUUAGAAUUCAUUAAACAGGAUGCAUCUGAUAUCGAUGAGAAAUUGAAUGAGACUGGAAAAGUAGUUGAAUUGAUUGAAACUAGUAGAAUAGAGUAUUCUGAAUUAGCAAAGCAUUCAGCAUACUUAUUCCAUCUUGUUGAGGAAUUGAAUGGUUUGCAUAAACUCUAUAAGUUUUCCUUAUUAGGAUUCAUCUCAAUAUUCAAUAAUUUAUUAUUCACAACAGGAAACAAGUUCUCACCUUCAGAAUUUGUUAAUCAGAUAUAUGUUGAAAUUUUCGCCGCCAUAUCCACAUCAUUAAAGUCUAACGAUAAGAUAGCGUUUGCUCUUGGAUUGGUACUGGCUUUCAAUAAGCUUCUGAUUGAUGAAUCAUUUGAAAGGGCGAUUUCCUAUAUCACCAAUGCAGUCAUAACAGAAAGUAAAGAACAAUUAGAGAUUGCAAUUGAUUCAUUAGAUACAGUAGAUGGUAAAACUGUUGAAAUACUUUCUCCGUUGGUGAAGAGUUUAGAAUCAAGUGAAAAAGGACUUGGAUAUAUCCAAGGGAUUACCCUGUUGAGUAAGAAUUUAUUUUCAGGUAAAGGUGACUACACUUCAAAAUAUGAACUUAAAUAUUGGACUCAGAAUUUAGUUGAUAAUAGGUAUCCAAUUUUAUUAUUAUCACCUGAAGGAUUUGAAGGUUCAUUUAAAGUACAAGAUUUAGCAGAUGAAGCAAAGAAGGAAUUGAGAGUAAUUUCAAUGGGAUCGAAAGAGAGUCAAGAACUAGCCGAUCUAGCUAUUCUGACGGGAAUUAAAAAUGGUGAUUGGGUAGUUAUUCAGAAUGUUCAAAUGUCACCAGAAUGGUUAAAUCAUUUGGAACAGAGAUUAGAAGGUAAACUGAAUUGUCAUUCUAACUUUGUAUUAUUUUUAACCGCCAAUUAUAAUGCCAAUAUUCCCGUGGGAUUAGUUUCAAAAUCAAAGAUUAUCUCGAUUGAAAAUAAGCCUACUUUCAAGACUAUUUUAUUUGAAACCUUUAGUUCUAUAAAUGUUGAGAAUGAGAGUAAUGAGUUCAAGCAUUUAUUCUUUUUAACUUGUUGGUUACAUUCAUUGAUUGUGUUAAGGUUGAAUUACGCUCCUAUGUCAUUCAACAAGCAAUAUGAUAUUAAUGAUAGUGAUUUUAAAUCAGCCGUGUCAGUUUUAAGAAGUAUUUCACUUCAAAGAAUCCCAUGGCAAAAAUUGAGUUAUAUUAUAGGAGAAAUUACUUAUUGUGGUAAAGUUGAUAUUGAAAGCGAUAGAGUAUAUAUUAUUGAACGUUCAUCAUACUUAUUUAGAGAAGAAUCUACCAAUGCUCAAUUUAAUCUUAUUCAUAAUCAAUCCGAUAAGUUAAUCAUUCCUAAAUCUAAUUAUAUGGAUUGGAUUAUUCAAUUACCUAAUGAAACACCACUCUUAUGGGUUGAUAUUGAUGAAAAGAUUGAUUUAUCAUACAAGAACAAACAAGGAAAAUCAGUGGCUGAAAAGUUUAUAAGAUUAAUUAGAAAAUAG